Messenger RNA from Pocillopora meandrina, 9712 nucleotides. The record is from the annotation of a GenBank genome assembly. NCBI's taxonomy places the organism in Eukaryota, Metazoa, Cnidaria, Anthozoa, Scleractinia, Pocilloporidae.
UGAUUCUUGGAGUUUACUAUUAGUACUUUUGCAUGCGCUGAGCCGGUUACACAAUUGCGCACUGCGGCGAUCAGCAAUUCCGGCAUAAAAAAACAUGGAGCCGCCAGUGUAUUCUCCUCAAACGCCAAACCAUUACGAGUCGAUUGAAGUGGAAACUCCUACAUUACCGUACGGGAGCGAUUACAAAUUGAAAAUGGUAAAUUUGAACGGGGAAGAAAUCGCCGCCUUCAACGUCGAGGGGGAAGAUUUGCUUUGCUUUCCGCAAGUGUAUGAGUAUUUUCUGAAGGAUCUUGUGUCUGGAAUGCACACUGUGUACACAAAACUCAAACGGAUGAACAUUCAAGGAAAGAACUGCAACGUGGAGCAAGUUCGCAUGAUGCGAAGUGUUGGAGCCAUAGGUCAAGUCGUAAAUCGCUGCAAGUUGAUCUCGCGCGAAGAUUUCAACAGACUCUACGAAGAUUGUUUGCUUUACAGGUAAGAAAUUAUCAGGUACAAUAACAUCGCUCGUUACAAUUAUUCAAAGACAUUAAGCUUCAGAUUUUACAAUUCUAUUUAAAUUAAGUUAGAAUUCUGAAACGAAAUCUCGAAUUUUCAUGAAGAGUUUGUCGUAAUGAACCACUUCAUAAGCGUAAAUGUGCAUACUCGUUCGGAAACCCCCACAAUGUGUAAUUACACUUUUUGAAUAAGCCAUUGUUGGACAUUAAAUUACUUAUUUCCUAUUGUGUUCAGGGAGGGUACAACACAUUUUGCGGCGUAAAUUAUAACAUACUUUAGAUCUUGUAACUGCCCUGGACAAACAUUUUUAUCUCACAGUGGGAAAAGGUAAAUUUUGUUUUCAGUAGGUGCGAAGGCAGUUUGUUUACUUUUCGCAAUAGGAAAACUCCAGUCGAAAACAAAGUGUUUAUGUUAAUUGACUCGAAGUUUUUAAUGGAUCGUUUGGCGUUAAACAGGUAGCUUUGAAUUAGCAUUAUGUUUACCAAGAAUGUUCAUUAAAUUUUUCCAUCCUAUUCAUUUGCGAGGCCUAAUUUAAAUUUCAAAAAGUGUUAGUAAUUCAAAAUCCAUGUGACGCGUCUAACCAAAUAAGAAUGAAGUAAUGUGGAUUUUCGGUUUUCGAACACUUUAGGGAUCUUGAAAUGAACCUAGUCACAAUCUGUGCUACUUUUAAGAUGUAGGUUGAAAUUUUCACGUUUAACCUUCGAUAUUUCGUUUUUAAAAUCAUCUCAAUUCUUAACCAUCUUUUUGUCAUCAGUUCUGCAUCUCACCCAACAAUAAUUUUUUUGACUACCUUAAACAAAAGGUAGUUUUGGACACGAUGGAAAAAAAAAAAAAAUCAAACAGAGGAAUGAUCUCAUCCAUUUGAUGUCUCUUCCAUGAAAUUGCGUUUUGGAGCCCCGUCUCUUUCAGAGUACCAUGGUGCCGCACCUCCUGAGGGAAAUUUUACCUAAUUAAACAGUGAUAUGAAAAAAACGUAAAAAACUGACAGGAAAAAAGAUAAAGAGAGAAAAAAAAAACAGGUUGAAGUUUCGCCUUGAAUUGAAAGAUAUUUCUUGAAUAUUAGACAUUUGUGUAACUCUUCGUUGACCAAUGAGGUUCAUUCGCUGUCGAUUCUUGAAACGUCAGCAGUCAUUCUAGGAAGUGUUCUCAAAAAUUCGAACUGAAAUGGUCUUUUUACCGUGCAAAUUGUAAAAUCGAUUAGCAGUUGCAACGUGGUGAGCUUGAAAUUACUUCCUAAAGCUUUCUUCUCUUUCAAUUCUAAGUAGAAAAAUAAAGGACAAUUAAUUUAUAUUAUUUUCUUAGGUUUCUCCAUCGCACCAUAUCAUUAUGAGGUAAACCAACUUCCAUUUUCUUCUUUUCCCUUUUUUUUAAAUCCCAAAGAUGAUACAAGGUUUUACAAGUUUUGCAGGUGAAAACAAUUAUUGAAACGAAGACUGCAAAUUUGUGGUUUUCAAGGAAUGGAUUGCAAUUUCUCCUCAGUAAUGCUGAAUGGAUUAAGUAUGAGGCACUAUAGAGAAUUUGUACGUUGAUAACGUGGCUCAGGGACCAAAAUUUAUUCAGAUGUAAGUUAGGGCUUUCGUUGAAAUGUUUUCGUUGAUUUUUCACUAAAAUGGUUUCACUGUGAAAUGGCACUGUUCUUAGUGUAAAUGAUAAAUUAUGCUUAGCCACGAAGCCACACGCCAAACGUGUCGUGAUGAAGAUAAAUAUAUGUUAUUUGAAGCGCGAUGCUAUAUAAAUGUUGUGGUUUGGCAGAUGCGUGCCAUUUGCCGAAUUAAUACAGCCUUCAAGUGUUUGACAUUUUGUUUAAUCUCUAAAAAUGCAAACUGGAACUUUUCGAGAGUUAUCCGGAGCGGGCAAUAUUGCCAAACUAAGAACACAGCUUUUCAUUAAAUUAAUCCCUUGCGUGAUAAUAUUGUGUUCGAAAAUUCCAAUCAGCUGUAGAUCAAAAUAUAUAAAUUCCAUCGGCUCAUUAGUUUGUUCCACAAUGCUAUCGAAUUCAAAUCUUUUGAGUAGUAGAGAGAUGAGUGAAAGCAAAAGAAUUGAUCCGAAAAUAGAAUCACGCAAAUUUGCCCACGAGAUGGAUUACUUGUGUUGUUUCUUUAAGAACAUGCUCAGAAAUGGAGAUUGCAAAUGGCAUUUGCAAGACUCCAUUUUUCUCCUCCAGAAUAUCGCUUUCUAAUUUCUAAAUUUCUUUCUUUUUGAAGGAUUUUGCGUGAAGUUUAGGUACAAAUUGUGGAUUAAUUUGAUUUCGAUACGAAAGACGGAAAUGCUGAUGUGCAAAUCCACUUUGUACUUGCCCGCUGAUAAAACAGAUCAGUUUAAUGACAUCUCAAGCUCUAUUUAAAACGAGAAGAUUAAAGUAGAUAGCUUCAGCGUGAAAUUUCCAGUGAUGAGAAAAAGGAAAUGGAGUUGAACACUUUUGAAUAAUGUGAAGAGUUAAUUACUCGCAAAUCUAGUACGAAAUGAUACAAACCUCACGGAAGUGAAUUCAGUGUAGUUUUGACUUUAUUUAGAAUCUCAAGGUGUAAAUUUGUGCGCCUUGACUAUGAGAGUGUUCGAGCACUUUAUGCGCUUUGGUCGUACGAGUACAUUCUUUUUUUUUUUCUUUUUUGUGUGAUAUUGGGCUCCUUAGAUUCUCAUUUGAAAGUACAAUUGUUUUUUCUUUAUUAAACCUAAAACGAAUUUGCUCCGGAAAGCUUGAUUUAACAACAACAGACUUUUCAAUGCUUAUCUCCUGUCCAGUCGUGUGAUUCGGCGUGUGUGUUCGCCACAGGAUAAAAAGAAAUUCGGCUAAAGAAAUAAUCGCAUGUCAUGAAUAAAGUACAAUAUGUAAUUUUAUGAUAUCUUUCACUGCAGCUUCCUUGUGGCUAGCACUUUUUAGUGUGGUUGGACUGAGAGUUAAAAAAGAGGUUGGAAGCCGGUGAAGUGAUUCUUACCGUUAUUCAAAUACUGGUGCAAGCUAAUUGAAGUUCGCCCAGAAAUACAUGCAGAAGAUAGAUCAGAAACUUCAGGCAAUAAGAAUAAACACGUCAUAUAAAAGGGACUUAAACAUGAUGAUUACCCGGGUGCUUUCCCCUUGUGUUAUAUUUGUUACUUAGAGAGAAAAUGUUUUUGAUUCUACGUAGUAAGAAGGAAAAUGUGCCAAAAAUAUUGAACAAGAUAGGAGGGAAAUAUUUCAGAUACUUAUUUGUGAUCUGGUUAGCAAUGGAAUCGGUAUUUGUGAAUAACAACUUAAAACACCUAUAUCUCCAAAACGCUUUAAUGCUAAAAUACUCUACAUGGAAUUUUUUCAAAGAGGCCGAAAUAUGAGCUUUAAACAUUAGGAAUGUAAUGCAAAUAUUGUAGCUUGAACAUAGGUGAUCUUAAUGGAGGUUUUGUAGUUUGUUUUUGCAUUUCCGACCUUCAAAAACUUCUCUGUAAAAUGUCGCGUCCAACGGUUGAAUUGUAAAUAUUCUGUAAGAUGUUGGCAUUUUUACCCAAAUUAAGGCGGUGAACAUAAUGAAACAGCUAUUAAAAUCGUUUAGUCAGACGUAUUUGUUUAAUCAGGGACGAAAGAAGAUGAUUCCAAGCAGUCAAGUAAGACGAAAAAUAAUAUUUGUAUAAGUGUGCAUUGAUAUUGCUUCUCCUGAUGACAGUCGUGAAUCGAUAAGCAAUUGGAAAGGUGAACGCAGCUGGAAUAUUUGGACAACAUGUGAACUAUUCAAAAAGACAAUUUUGAAACUUUUACUCAAAACAAAUCUUUCGCAGGUGAAAGUUUCAAUGUAAGGUGUUACCCAAGGACAUUUUCAAAACUUAUGCCAUCCUUUGCCCUAAUAUUGAGGUUUGAAAACGGUUUUGAAGUAAAGAAAAGUUAGAAUUUCUCCUCAGACGGAGUGUGAAUUAUCUGCAAAAAAAGAGAAGAAAUUGACGUUUAACCUUGUUUUUGAGCUCAGACUACUGCACAGUUGUUCCUGGAAAUAACUCUACUCUUUCAGUUCUGUCUGACUUGAGUUUUGGAGCCACUGAUCAGAUGCAUGACGAUUCCUAACUCCUAAUAAGCCGACAACUGACGGGACAUAAUUUUAUAACUCACCCUAUUAAAAUAACUCUUACCCUAUCCAUAACCUAAACGCAAAAAAUUAUGAUCCGUCAAUUAGUUUCCACCUGAAAAAAGGUAAUCCAGGCUUAAUAGUUUCCAUAGUGUUCAAUGAGACAGCAAAGAGACAUUCUCCAUUUUUUCUCCUCGGUCUGACUGUCAUACGGGAGGAAACCCUAUAGGUAAACAUGUCAUAGAAGCGGGCGGUCGCCGUGGGAGGAGUAUCCUUUUUUUUUUGGGGGGGGAAGGGAAGGGUAUCUCAGCUGGAGAGGGGGGGGGGGGUAACUGGGACGUGACGUUAUGUUUCUUAUCCUAUUUUACUUUUUGCCUCAGGGGCCCAGGGCGACGUAAAAAGAAUCCCGACAUUCCUCCCGAGCUGCUAAACAAUCCGUUCAAGCAUUUCAAAGUCGAUCAUCACGCUGAAAGACCUGUCAACAUGUCGAACGGAGAACCAAUGAAGACAGACGAUACGAACAAGUCCAUUUCGGGCGAUUCGUCGCCUAAUGCUGGUGUAACUUUGACGAUUGAAGGGUCACGUGAUGCCAACAACAAUUCAACUGGGGCUGAAAGGAAAGACCCACAGUUCAGGACGCCAAUUUCCCGACCGCCUGAGCGCGCUCUGAACAUGACACCGUCCAAUCUCACGCCACCAUGUCUUCACGGGAGCCCGCGAUAUUCUACUACACACGUAAUUCAUUCUCCAACGAACGCUCCGCCAUCACGUAUCAUAAGCCCGCCCAAUGGCGUUGCUGUGCCGCCAAACUCUCAGUCAUGCGCGUUCAACUUUCCACCUCGUCCUCAGGCGUCUUUGAGUCCACAAGGAAAUGUGUUGAGUCCAGCAACGAAUGGCGGUCCACCUAACAACGGUGCGUCAGCGGUGGCCAAUUGCAGCCCAGGGAGGUCUCCUAGUGUAGGAGAGGCAAUGAACGUUGAAGCCUCGGUACCUCAUGUCAGUAGCACUGGCACAUCUGAGCAUGUGGAGUUCAGGAAUGCCGCUGUUAAUGAUACGGGUUCUGAAAUGUCAGUCUCUUCGCCACACGUGUUAUCUCGAGAGGUUUGUUACUGAGACCAUAACUUAUUUUUAGACAUUUUACAAUUAACUAGAUUCUAUCACUAAUUUGAUUUAAUUUUCCUCUUCAGCCUGAAUUCAGGGAGCCUGGAUCCACGGGUUAGUUUUAGCUGUGAUUUUCAGGAUGUAACUUUAACAGAGCUACAAAUGAAUCUUUCACUACAAGAUUUAUCUUUCGCACAUUACUCAAAUUAUUACUGCCUUUUUCCUUUUGCAGAAAGUCUUCUGUUAAACAUACAGGGUCUUCUGAAGGUGGCUGCAGAAAAUACGAGACAGAACGAGAGACAGGCUGUUUACGAAAGAAGUAAGUAACGCCAUCGAGAAAUACGGUCCGAUUCCUGUUCGUACCUCAAUGACGUCUCAAUCGAGUUAACCCUUUAACUCCGAGAAGUGAUUAACAUGUAACUUCUUCCAAUAAUAUCCAUACAUUAUCCGCAAACAGGUAAUCAGAAUACUCAAACUUAUCAGUUAGAAGUUAAUAUCUCGAUCUAACACCAAAUUCUCGUAACUAAUUCACAAGGAAAUGUGUAGCAGCUAGAGAGGAGAAUUUACAAUCAGAUCUCGGGAGUUAAGGGUUAAACUAAUUUAUCUAUUUUAUGCCUUUCUUCUUAGAUGAACUUCGCCGAUACAUUCAUCGCGAGCGUGAGGUUCGAGAGAAGGCCGAAAGACAAUCCGCUGCUCUGCAGAGAGGAAAAGGUAAUUCUCCCUUUGGGCCUUCAUUCGUUAUCUUCGACUCUUCCUACUGCCAAUUUGUCAAUGUUUAUUUCAUUUCCCGACUGCCUCACAGUUUUCGUGUAUCAGUUCUUAGAGUUAAGUAUUAUAUCAAGGAAAACUGGUGGCAGCAAGAAAACUGUCGUGGUGAGGUGUAUCGAUUUGCAAGAAGGCAGAUGUGAUUACUUCAAAAGACGGGACGGAUUGAUUUAAGUGAAAUUCGGGUUGUUUUAAUCAAACACGAAAAAUUGUAUUCACAAACGAAAAUUGACGAAAAUCCGCUUAAUCUAAACUGGUUAUAGUUUGCUUCAAGUUCAGGCUAACCAUGCCGUUAUGCGAAAUUCAGCGCCAGUAGUCGCACGCUCGAUCACGGUAAAAAAGGAAGUCUUAUGCUCUCGCAUCCCGUGACUUAGUCAGUGUAAUUAAUACGUGGCGAGCUCUAUCGGGCUUUAUUAUUAUAUAUGUUUCAUUAUUUAAACUCGACGUCACAGGAGCUAUUUAUUAGGAUAUGAACUCUUUUGGGAACUUUAAGUAUGCAUGCAAUUCUUGCGAUUCUGCUCCUACAAGUGUACGCGUUUUUUUUUUUUUUUCGCCUGAACCGUGACGAAGCAGCGUAAAUACGGAUAGUUUCCCUUCUGUAAGCAUGAUUGCGCAUGUCAUUGCCACCGGCUGUUUUGAAACUCGGUCUGUUAGGCACAGCUAGUAUGUCUGCGUUUCAGUUUGAAAAUAAGCACGAAAAGAAAAGCGUGAAUUAAUGAAGUAGACUACUGAAUUGCUCAAGACUUGUGUUGCUGAUUAUAGCUUUACCACUCAUAUUUUUUCGGUUUUUUCCUUCAGCUUUUCUUCAAAAGAAACUCAAGAAAGAAAAGAGAGCGCGGCGUAAGCUCGCUGAACAACUCCUUGGUAAGUUCUGGACACUCCUUUCAAAUUCUUCUUAUCAGCGACUAUUUUAAGUGAUCAAUUAUUUCCUGCAAUAUAGUUGUAGAAGUUCUAAGUAUCUUCAGUAGUAAGCCACUGGAAAUUAGAGAAAGACGUUCACUUUCUCUUUUGAAUUGGUGCGGACUGUUAAGCCCUGGGUAGUUUGCUUAAUAGCGAAAGAACUUUGUAGUGUGACAGGAAAAGUUAAUAUUCCUUGUUCAGUCUUCGUCUUCCUCUAUGGAAGAGUAUAAUUUUCGACUAGAAAUCAAAUAGUAGCCAUAUUAUCUCACAUCUCUUAAACCUUAAGAUUGAUAUGCAUCUUAUUUCUCCCAACACUAUCACUCCUAAAUCAAACCUUAAGGUCAUGAGAAUAAAAGAAAUGAUCGUGAGAUCACUGAAGAAGCUGAUUCUCCCUCUAAGUACCCUGGGAAAAGUAUAGAGAACAGAAUGGAGAUUUUGCAAACCGAUGUUUAGAGUGUUUAAGUGUAACAGAGUACUGGUAGAACGUUGAGUUUGAUUCUUUUCUUUCGAAUUCGUCAGAGGAACAACAACGAUGUGAGCUGCUUGAAGAACAGCUGAGACAAACGACCCAAGAUGCUCUUAAACAGCGAAACGGUGAGCAAGCUAUGUAUAGACAGUUUCUGAAAGAAGUUCACCUAACUGCCUCGUAGAAUGUUUAAAGAAGGAAAAUACCACCAACGUGAUUUAACCAACAAUACAUUCGAGUUACAAUGUGGAAUUCCUUGAGUUAGGAGAGGGGGAGGGAGGAGGGAGAUAGAAGGGGGGGGGGAGAAGAGAAGAAGGAGAGGGAGGGGAGGGGGAAGGAAGGGGGGCUAUGGAUUAAGAAAGAUGAUCACAUACCUGUAUUGGUAUAUCCUGAUAUAUUAAAGUGCCGGUGAAAUGGAAAAACCUUUUUCGUGCUGACAGGGGUAGGUUUUCAUGGGGUCGUGUCCCAUGUAUGCUAGAGGGGAAGAGGGGGAUUGGGGUGGGGUGAAUUACCAAGGGGGCUUUAAAACUUGCUCUCUGUUUCAACGACCCUUCAACACCCAUUUUUUGAAAUUAACAUAUCUGGUUGACUUCUCUGCAGUUUUCUUUGAGUGACUUAUGCUUUCCUUCUUGUCGCCUUUUGUAGAUGAGUUACUCCAAGAGCUGGAAAAAGAACGCUGCGCCAAAAUUGAAGCUGAGAGGAAGCUUAAAGGUAAGCUAGGUGCGUGACACGCGCUAUUCUUUUUUUUUUUCUUUUUUUUUUUUUUAUGGAGCGUUUGUAUUUCUCUUUAUUUGAUAUCAUCAGCAAGGUUUCCUUUCAAAAAGAUUUAACUUAAAUGAGGCAAGAUGAUAAGUUCAAAAGCUCCCAUGCCAGGUUAUUAACGUGAAAACAUUAAUCACGUAAAGUAAUGACUCGUGCAAGUUGAAAUUUUCUGUUGUAGAUGGCAUAAAGAACCCUUGUCGAGGAAAUCGUUUGUGGCUCGGGGAAUUAAAUCUUUUAGUAGGUUUUAUUCUUAAUUCUGACCUCUGAGAGUGACAAGCAUCCAGGUUUUCUGUGGAUUUUUUCUCAUAAAUCAAACAUUACAGAAUUAUAGAAAACCGAAGAAUCUGCAGAUGUUGAAAAAAUUCCUUGUCAGUACCAUAGGAAAUACAAAGAGAACAGUAUGGAGAAUAUGUAUACUGAUGUUGGGGUGUAGUGGGUUAACAAAUGUCUUUGGAAACGUUUCACCACCGAUGUUUACAGCGAACAUGUUUUCUUGUAUUUGUAUGUACAGCGCUUGUGAUUGGUGCAUUUAACUCAGUGAUCUUUUUUCCAUGACAGAAGCUAGAGGGGAGAUCCAGAACUUUGUUCAUAACUUUCUUGAAAAUCCGAGUCAAGAAGGGCCUGGGCACCACCGAUCAGAAAUGGAGCCGGAUGAGCUAAACGGGGUCGAAGUGGUGAAGGACGAACAUAUCGUCACAACAUAGGUCUGCAAUACGUUUGCACUUUGUCACCUGCUGAAGAGGGCGGUUUGAACGAAAGACAAAGGUAGCGAGCGAUAGUGAAACGGAAAUUAUCUGAACCAUGAGGAUCGCAAGAGCCGACAGCAGAAAUAUAAGAGAAUAGCUGUCGUUUUUGUCAUGAAGUUCGUUUGUUCUAGUUGAAAUUGCCGACGUUGAAAAUCAGUUUGCCAUCUUAAACGAAAUAAGUUAAACGUGAAAUCCUUGGACGAUUGGCAAAGGAAAGCGCGAUCCUUCGAUGAAUUCUUGUUUGGAGAUAAUUAUGUCAGAAAAUACACACAGUUUAAAGUUGUUCUUUCUGUGUUGCAAACAACUCGCUAAAUGCUAUUCAAUGGUAGUUAUCGAUUUGAUUGUUCGGAACUACAGCUGCAUAUUUUUAUACUUUUGUAAAUUUGAAAGACAGUAAUUCGUUCGUGGCAUUCAUUUGAGAUUUGAUGAUUAUUUAUUUUUUAUGCGAC